CAUAAUUAAUCCUGAGUGACACUAUAAAAAGACAAUCCCUUUUGUCUGGACUGGCUUUACAGUUAACAACUGAGGGGGUCGAGGAAAGAACAGAGACAUGUCUCCAAAGAAGGCAAAAAAGAGGGCAGAAGGAGCAAGUUCUAAUGUAUUUUCCAUGUUUGAUCAAAGCCAAAUUCAGGAGUUUAAAGAGGCUUUUACUAUCAUGGACCAGAACAGAGAUGGCUUCAUUGAUAAAGGAGACCUGAGAGAUACAUUUGCUGCUCUGGGCCGAAUCAACGUAAAGAGUGAAGAGCUGGAUGACAUGGUCAAAGAAGCACCUGGACCCAUUAACUUCACAGUCUUUCUUACAAUGUUUGGAGAAAAAUUAAAAGGCACCGACCCAGAAGAAACUAUUCUGAAUGCUUUCAAGAUUUUUGACCCAGAUGCAAAAGGCCAUAUAAAAGCAGAUUAUAUCAGAGAAAUGCUAUCGACUCAAGCAGACAGAUUUAAUCAAGAAGAGAUCAGCCAGAUGUUUAAUGCCUUCCCUCCAGAUGUGGCUGGCAACCUCGAUUAUAAGAAUUUAUGUUACAUUAUCACCCACGGUGAGGAGAAAGAUCAGGAGUAAGAAGAUCCCUUGAUGGUUUGCGGAAGGUUCUAGAUUUGUUUUAACUUCACAAAUGAUAAAUAAAUCCUCACGUGUUGGAAUUUG
Messenger RNA from Pelobates fuscus (common spadefoot toad), 688 nucleotides. RefSeq names its product myosin light chain 10 (gene MYL10). Bases 98 to 604 code for a protein of 168 amino acids. Gene Ontology annotation, cellular component: mitochondrion; cytoplasm. NCBI's taxonomy places the organism in Eukaryota, Metazoa, Chordata, Amphibia, Anura, Pelobatidae. Gene Ontology annotation, molecular function: calcium ion binding. The record is from RefSeq and is a predicted model, not a curated record. The transcript has 7 exons.